Molecule: messenger RNA, 213 nt
Organism: Aspergillus ibericus CBS 121593
Lineage: Eukaryota; Fungi; Ascomycota; Eurotiomycetes; Eurotiales; Aspergillaceae
Exons: 1
Source: RefSeq, a predicted model, not a curated record
UUACUUAAAAAUUUAAAAAAAAGUUUUAUUUAUUUAAGUUUAUUACCCGCUAUUUUACUAGUUCUAUUUAUUAGAAAGCCUAGAAGAAGGCUUAGAUUUUAUAUAAAUUAUUAUAUUCUAAAUAUAAUUUUUAUUAAAAACUACUAUUUAUUCCCACUUGUAAAAAAAACUUUAAAUAAUCUAAAAAAAAAUAUAUUAUUUUAUCAAAAUUAA